Messenger RNA from Orbilia oligospora ATCC 24927, 840 nucleotides. RefSeq lists its product as uncharacterized. The coding region runs from base 1 to 840 and encodes 279 amino acids. The record is from RefSeq and is a predicted model, not a curated record. NCBI's taxonomy places the organism in Eukaryota, Fungi, Ascomycota, Orbiliomycetes, Orbiliales, Orbiliaceae. The transcript is spliced from 3 exons.
AUGCUCUUCUCCAAACCUCCACUAACCCUUCUAACCCUCCUCCUCACAACCGCCGACUUAACCCUCUCUACCUCCUCCCCAAGCCCCUCCCAACUCUCCAACCGUUCCAAGAAGUUCUCAAUAGGCAUAGUCCUCUUUCCCGGCUUCGAACCCCUCGACGUCAUCGGUCCCUUCGAAAUCCUCCAAUCCGUCUCAGCCUACUACCCCCAAACAAUCUCCUUCAUAGCCUCCCAAACCGGUCCCAUAACCUCCCGCUGCCCACCGCACGUCAUGGUCCCCGGCCAACCCCCCGUAAACCUCGACCAUCUAAUCUCCGUCUCCCUAACCGCAACACAUACAUUCGCCACAGCACCACCGCUCGACAUCCUCCUCAUCCCCGGAGGAAUGGGAAACAUGGUAUUAGUAGAAAACAACGAUACAUCGAUAGAAUCAUUCAUCAACUCACGUUACAAAUCACUUUCUUAUCUAUUAAGCGUAUGCACCGGUAGUGUUUCCCUAGCCAGAAGUGGGGUGUUGAAGAAUAAGAAAGCUACUACGAAUAAAAGCUUUUGGGGGUGGGUUACACAGUUUGGAAAUAAUGUUAAGUGGGUCCCCGCGGCGAGGUGGACGCAGGAUGGGAAGAUUUGGACGAGUUCUGGGGUGGCCGCGGGGAUGGAUAUGACUUAUGCGUUUUUGAGUAAAGUGUACGGGAGGGUUGGGGUGGUGGAUAAUGUUAUGAAUGCUAUUGAGUAUGCCCCGCAUACGGAUCCUAAGUGGGAUCCCUUUUCGGUGGUGUGGGAUGUCCCCGGCGCAGACCCCAAAAGAUCUUUGGAGAGCUGUGUUAAACCCGUUGGGUUUUAG